GCAGUAAACAGGAACCAUGUCAUCGCUGUAGGCGGGGAGCAAUUUAGCCGACGCACGGUUUCCAUGGAAACAGCUGUGACAUGGUGACUGCAUGAAGACGGAUCAGGCCUGCUGGUAUGCACGUAGCUGUUUAAGAAUAAAAGAGCGUGGAGAUGAGCUGAAACAGAUGGAGAACAAAUUGCAGGUGGAGCGAGACUACCACAAUAAGAAGCUUUACACAGAGCAGCCACAAAUGUGGGACGAGUAUGUCAGGCAGGUGUCCAGUGAAAUGGUCCUGAAAGACACACAAAUCAUCAGCCUGCAGCAGAGAGAAACCACACUAAGGACUGAGCUGGAGCGGAGCAGGAAACAGACUGAAAGGUACAAACAGCAUCUGAGAGCUGGUCUGAACAGAGAGAAAGUCUUGGAGAAGAACAGAGUCCAGAUGGAGUUGGAAUGGCAGCGACGUUUUGAAGAUGUAAAGGCUGACUACUACCUUGCAAAUGAGCAGCUAAUACAAGACCUGAUCGAGGCCAGAGACCAGGCUAAAGCUGAGCUGAUGGAGAGAGAGCAACAGCUGCAUGAUCUGACCAUCUUACUCCAGUACAUUAGGAGGGAGAGAGAUCAGGCUAUACAGGGUCUCACUCCAAAGGUGGAUUCUCUGGCAUCAGAGGAGAUCCGGCGUCUACAGGAGCAGAACAGCGCCCUACGUGCUGUGGUUACCCAGAUGAGAAGGGACAUGGAAGGUCUCGCCCAUCUUCUAGUCUUACCUCAUGCUGAGCCACCAGUGCAACCUCUGUAUCAGGAAUCUUCAGCCUCCAAAGGCAACACAGCAGACUGCCGUCAGCCUGUGGAGCAGGAGGUGCACCUGUCAGGUAAGCACCUCGAGGAGCAGCGAGGAGGUGUCACAGCACUGUCGGGCCUGGCUUCAGCCACGGAUGACCCACAACACAUUGAUCCAGACAGAUCACAGCCUGAAAAUCAAGCUGGUGGUUUGUGUCUGGAUGAACGUGGCAGGCACCCCGCUGUGACAUGUGUGGAGUCAGCUUCCAAUGACAUCACACAGCAGAGGACACUGGUGCAGCAGCUCCAAGGAGACAGCAAGUAUCUGAAACCAGCUCUGAUGUGUGGCGUGCUUAAGAGCGUCCAUCCUGCUAAAAACGACCCCCAGCUCCUUCGCCUCAGGCUGAAGCAGGCAGCGUCCUGCAUCGCCCGUUUGAGCAGAGAGAAACAGCAGCUGAUAGCGCUGGGCAACCGCCUCCGUGCCCAGAUCGCCGCCGAUGGACGGCAGGCACCAGGGGGGCUGGAGAAGGACACCCCCACAGAGAAACUAGGAGACCACCAUGGCCGCCUUUCUGUUGUGGAACAGCUGCAGUACCAGCUCACCACUCAGGAGCUGCAGUAUGCACUGAUGCAGAGAGCUUCCGCUGCUGCUGAACAGCACAUCCCACCAACAAAGAGCCAGGCUUUCUUCAAAGGGACUGCAAACACUUGCCAUGGGCUCAAACCCAGAGACACGUCUGAGACACGCUCACAGCUGCACUUGGGUAUGUCCAGGACUGUGUCGGAUGAAUCGCUGUGCUCAUUAACGAUGCUGUGGGACACUCUGGAUCGUGGACUUGCGGACUCAGAAGGUGAAUGUGAGCUCAGGAGCAGACGGUUUGGUGGCUCUGGAGUCCAGAUGAUGGUGCAUGGUAGUGGUGUGAUUCCCAGCCAAUCCCAGACUGAGGUCCAGCAAAGGACGAACCAGUCUAAAACACUGUCAAGCACUACCAAGACCAACAGACCUGCAGUCCCUGCCAGGAUCAGCAAGAUCAGAAACUACAAUGUUAAAGACUGACGUAGAGGACAAGAAGACAACGAUCAGUCCUUUAGCUGUAAUAUGAUACAAAAUCUGAUACUGUAACAGGUUUGAUCUACAAUAUUAAACUCUGGAAUUCUG
This is a messenger RNA of Oreochromis niloticus (Nile tilapia), 1921 nucleotides long. RefSeq names its product coiled-coil domain containing 57 (gene ccdc57). The record is from RefSeq and is a predicted model, not a curated record. Gene Ontology annotation, biological process: centriole replication; microtubule nucleation; cilium assembly. Lineage: Eukaryota; Metazoa; Chordata; Actinopteri; Cichliformes; Cichlidae. Gene Ontology annotation, cellular component: centriole; centriolar satellite; spindle microtubule. Bases 92 to 1819 code for a protein of 575 amino acids. The transcript is spliced from 13 exons.